Molecule: messenger RNA, 2269 nt
Organism: Saccostrea echinata
Lineage: Eukaryota; Metazoa; Mollusca; Bivalvia; Ostreida; Ostreidae
Product: lambda-crystallin-like
Exons: 6
Coding region: 26-1063 (345 amino acids)
Biological process (GO): fatty acid metabolic process
Molecular function (GO): oxidoreductase activity, acting on the CH-OH group of donors, NAD or NADP as acceptor; NAD+ binding
Source: RefSeq, a predicted model, not a curated record
UUUAGAAAUCGCAGAAGCUGAUCUAAUGGUAGGAAGAGUUCUAAUAAUAAGGGAAAUAACUCCUCUAGUUUCGUUUUUGACAAUCCAGAUCCCGACCUUUACCAUUAGUGGAAGCAUGUCGGAGAAAAUUGCAAUCGUUGGGAGUGGGCUGAUUGGCCAGAAUUGGUCAAUGAUCUUUGCUGCCCAGGGGUACAAGGUCCAUGUGUUUGAUGUAGAUCCUGGCCAGUUGACUCGAGCGGAGCAGAACAUCGCCCGGACUCUCACAGAGUAUGAGGAGGAGGGAUUUCUCAGAGGUGUCAGUGCCGCAGCAGAGCAGGCUAAACUGGUGACCUUUACUAGUUCCCUACAGGAAUGUCUGACUGGAGCAAUCUAUGUACAGGAGUGUGUUCCAGAAAACUUAGAUCUGAAGAGGAAGGUGUUUGGCCAGAUAGAUGAGAUUGUGGGUGGAGCUACAGUAGUGGCUAGCUCCAGCAGUUGUCUUCCUGCUUCUUCCUUCACUGAGGGCCUUAGAAACAAAGAACAGAUGCUAGUGGCUCACCCGAUAAACCCACCAUAUUUUGUUCCUUUGGUUGAACUGGUUCCUGCUCCAUGGACUAAACAGGAAACAUUGACAAUGGCACGGGAGCUGAUGGAGAAAGUAGGUCAGUCACCCGUCACUCUCCGCAGGGAGAGUCUAGGAUUCGCACUCAACAGAAUACAAUAUGCAGCCAUUAACGAGUGCUGGAACAUGUAUCAGUCUGGUUUGUUGAGUGCUGAGGACAUUGACAAAGUCUGUUAUGAUGGACUGGGUCCCAGAUACGCCUUCAUUGGACCACUACAGACUAUGCAUCUUAACGCUGAUGGCAUUGUGGAUUACUGCAAGAGAUAUGCAGAUGGAGCAUAUAAUGUACAGAAAGAGACUUUUAAACCUAUCCCUGUUCAGUAUGAUGUAGAAACAGCAGAGAAGAUCCAGGCUGAAUACAAUGCUUCAAUUCCAUUGGAUAAAAUUCCAGACAAGAGGAAAUGGAGAGACACUAGACUUGCAAAUUUAGCUAAAAUGAAGAAACAGUUAGAUGAUAAAUAACAAAAAGUUAUGAAAUCUUAUUUAUUGUAAUCACAACAAAUGUAAUAAUGUAUAGUUAAUGAAAAGUUAAUUUUUCAAACUCAGGCUUACAGGUAGAGAAAAAAAAUAUACAUUGUAAGAUUGUAGAAAAUGUAUAGAAAUCUUAAUCCAACAAGUCAGAACAUAUAAAUAUCUCAGGGAAUGUAAAAGGAACAACACAGCUUUGACAUGUAGUGGUUUUAAAAUUACAGAAUACUAGUAAGUGUUUCCAGCCCCUUGUGUUUUGAAAUAAUUUAGUUAAAUUGAUUCUGAACAGUUUGUUCAAUUCAUUUUAUAAAAGUUGAAAGGGAGAUGAAAUGAACAUUUGUUUGUAGUUACUAGUUAACUUACACCUGUUGGUUGCAGGUUAUAAAAUUUAUGGAACUAAUGUCAACCUAAAAUGAAAAAAGUGCUGAGAAAUUUAUGUGUGUUUAUUAUGAAAAUUUAUUAUGCUGUCUCUCUGUCAUACUUAAAUAAUUAUUCUCUUCCUUAUUUCUUUUCACUUGCUGUCAAGUUGUAGUGCUUCUAUAAAUUUCUAAUGUUUCUCUGUUAGAAAGUAAUGGACCAUUCAUAAAAUACUAGUAAACACUUCUAUUAUUGACUUUGGAGAAAAAAAAACUCAAAUGACCUUGGUUUAAGGAUCUCAGUUCAUAAAUAAUCCUUGUGUGAAGGAUGAACUUCCAAUGUUUCUUCAUUAGAAAGUUAUAGACAAAGAAUAAGUUGUAUAUUUCUUCUGACAGUGACCUUCAACUUGCUCAAAUGACCUUGGGGUAAUGUCACAUAAACACUCAGGUCAUAAACAAUGUGUGUGACAAGCUUUCUCCAUCACAAAGAAUGGCCAGGGCAGUUCCAAAAAUAACCUAAAACUUGCCCAUAUAUGACCUUUGAUCAGAUCAAGGCAAACCUUUGGGUUAUAUUAGUAAUUUAACAUUCGAAUUCUACAAUUUUUUUCUGUCAUGGACCUGAAACUUUCACAAAUGACCUUUGUCAAGAUCAUGGACCUCUUUCAGACCCUAAGCAAUCUGCAUCAAGUAUGAAUUUCCAAGGUUUCUCCAUCGUGGAGUUUUGGUCCUGACACGGUUGAACUGACAGACCGACAAGGUGAUUCACAUAUACAUGUACAUGUCUAAGAGAGAAAAGAAGUCAGUUGAGCUCUUAAUUUUGUUUUAAUAAAGAAUAAACAGAGAA